CAGCACUAUUGUCAGGAGACAAGAGCUCCAAUCACAUCUGCGCAGGAAUUUGUUUUUGUUGCAAUUUGGACGCAGCUUUAGAAACUUGUUAUUUUAUUUCAUUUAACCACGUUUAAGUGUGGAGAAAUGUUCACAAAAGAGAAAGAUAGCGAGUGUUGCGUUGUUUUUGUGUCCAACACAAAACAAAAGAAGCUCAAAGAAGCUGAAGAACGGGGAUACUGGAGCAAUAAAGCUGAGUUUAUUCUCACUGUUAUGGGUGCCAUCAUCGGACCGGGCAACGUGUGGAGAUUUCCUUACCUGUGCUACAGAAACGGCGGAGGUGUAUUCUUCAUCCCGUACAUUUUAUUCAUGGUCACGUGCGGGAUUCCCUUGUUCUUCCUCGAGACCGCCAUGGGGCAAUACACUAACCAAGGGGGUAUUACAGCUUGGAAAAAGAUGUGUCCACUUUUUCAAGGAAUUGGCUAUGCGAGUCACCUUAUUAUUGCAUUCGGCGCAACUUCCUAUAUUACCCUGAUCGCGUGGGCAUUCUUUUAUCUGUUCUCCUCCUUCAGCGCGGAUUUACCUUGGGCAACGUGUGGAAACGAGUGGAACACAGACUCAUGCAUGGACUCCAGCAUUGCAAAUCAGAGUUUGAACAACGUGACACAGAGGCAGAACACCACUCUGCCUGUUUUGGAGUUCUGGGAGCGCAGAGUGCUGAAGAUCUCUAGUGGUAUUGAAGAGGUAGGCAGCUUGAGAUGGGAGCUGGUGCUGUGUCUCAUCCUGGCGUGGGUCAUCUGCUACUUUUGCAUUUGGAAGGGGAUCAAAUCCACUGGGAAGGCGGCCUACUUCACAGCAACCUUCCCCUAUGCAAUGCUGCUGAUUUUGCUGAUACGCGGUGUCACGCUGCCGGGGGCAAUGGACGGAAUUAUUUACUACAUCUACCCUGAUUUAUCCCGCCUAUCAGAUCCACAGGUGUGGUUGGACGCCGGCACUCAGAUUUUCUUCUCUUAUGCCAUCGGCCUCGGGUUCUUGACAUCGCUUGGCAGUUACAAUACGUACAACAACAAUUGUUACAAGGAUUGUUUCUACCUGUGUCUGCUAAACAGCGUCACAAGUGUUGUGGCAGGAUUUGCCAUUUUCUCAGUCUUGGGAUUUAUGACCUACGAGCAAGGAGUCGAUAUCGCAGAAGUGGCAGAAUCAGGUCCAGGGCUGGCUUUCAUUGUUUACCCGCGUGCUGUAGCUAUGAUGCCUAUGCCACAAGUGUGGGCAGUGUGCUUCUUCCUCAUGAUCAUCCUACUUGGCCUAGAUAGUCAGUUUGUCGGACUGGAGUGUCUGAUGACGUCACUGGUCGAUCUCUACCCAUCUUAUCUACGUCAAGGCUGCAGACGUGAGCUAGUAUUGCUGGCCAUAUGCACCGUCUCCUUUCUGCUAGGACUUUCCCUGGUGACUGAGGGAGGCAUGUACCUACUCCAGCUGGUGGACUUCUACGUAUGCAGCGGGACCACCUUGCUCUUGCUUUCCCUUUGCCAGUCCGUUUGCAUUGCUUGGGUCUAUGGGGCAGAGCGUUUCUAUGGGAACAUCACAGAUAUGAUCGGUUAUCGUCCAUCUCCGCUAAUGAAGCUGUGCUGGUGCUACUUCACCCCUUGUUUAUGUUUUGGCACCUUCAUCUUCUCCAUCGUCAAAUACUCUCCCUUGAAGUUCAGCAGCACUUAUGUUUAUCCACUGUGGGCCAACAUCUUUGGCUGGUUCUUGGCCACUAGCUCCCUCUCCGCAAUUCCUAUUUUUGUGCUCUACAAACUAGUACACAGCGAAGGCACCCUGUAUCAGCGGUUUAUGGCGCUCUGCAUUCCUGAAGAUGAUCUGAAAUGUCUUUCGCAGCUGGGAGAUAAGGUCGUUGCACCAAUCACCGAACUGAAACCUUUGUCUUGUGUGGAGGAAGUUACCAAAUGCCCAAGUGGGUAUAUUCAAUAAUGAGGAGAUGAGAUGAAGAGCCUUCAACUAUACAAGACUCACGAAGACGAAUGUAUAGCUAAGACUUGGACCCGGAUAUAUUACUUUUUUUUUUUUUAAGUAUUGUAUUGUUCACUGUAAAAUUUCCUUGCAAAAAAGUACUGACAUCUCUAUAGAUUUACAGCAAAAUAUGAUAGUGCCUUUUGCGAGAGUGUAGGUUUGGUCUCAACAUUGGAUGGGACGAGAUAACAGCAUAACCUGCAUGUACACUUUUUGCUGGGGACAGGACAUUAUUAAGACCAAAGAGAUACCUCCAUAAAGUUGGCCUCCCAUCAGACGCAAAUUUAUAUAAAAAUAAUGUCAAUCAUUUGUGCUACGUUUGUGCUGUAAAAAGUUUCGUUUGGGCUGCUGUCGUUUUUGAGAUAUUUACAAUUCUUAUAAACAGUGCUGUCCAAAAGUAUUGGCACCCCUGCAAUUCUGUCAGAUAAUGCUCAAUUUCUCCCAGAAAAUGAUCGCAAUCGCAAACGCUUUGGUAGUAAUAUCUUCAUUUAUUUUGCUUGCAAUAGAAAAACCCAAACAAGAAUGGGAAAAAAAAUAAAUAAAUCAUGAUCAUUUUACACAAAACUCCAAAAAUGGGCCGGACAAAAGUACUUGCACCCUUGGAAAAAUUAUGUGAUGCUUCUCUAAUUGUGUAAUUAACAGCACCUGUUACUCACCUGUGGCACAUAACAAGUGAGGCAAUAACUUUAUCACACUUGCAGCUAGUUAAAAUGGAUUAAAGUUGACUUAACCUGUCCUGUGUCCUUGUGUGUACCGCAUUGAGCAUGUAGAAAAGAAAGAAAACCACUGUCUGAGGACUUGAGAAGCAGCAUUGUGAGGAAGCAUGGGCAAUCUCAAGGCUACAAGUCCAUCUCCAAAGACCUGAAUGUUCCUGUGUCUAGCGUGCGCAGUGUCAUCAAUAAGUGUAAAGGCCAUGGCACUGUGGCUAUCCUCCCUAGAUGUGGACGGAAAAGAAAAAUUGACGAGAAAUUUCAACGAAAGUUGUGCAGACGAUGGAUAAAGAACUUCGACUAACAUCCUAACAAGUUCAAGCUGUCCUGCAGUCCGAGGGUACAACAGUGUCAACCCGUACUAUCUAUCUGGGUCUGAAUGAAAAAGGACUCUAUGGGAGGAUACGCAGGAAGACCCCACUUUAGACCCAGAGACAUAAAAAAAGCCAGGCUGGAGUUUGCCAAAACUUACCUGAGAAAGCCAAAAACGUUUUGGAAGAGUGUUCUCCGGUCAGAUGAGACAAAAGUAGAGCUUUUUGGGAAUAGGCAUCAACAUAGAGAUUACAAGAAGAAGAAAUGAGGCCUUCAAAGAAAAUAGCACGGUCACAACAGUCAAAUAUGGGGGCGGUUCCCUGAUAUUUUGGGGUUGCUUUGCUGCUUCUGGCACUGGACUGCUUGACCGUGUGCAUGGCAUUAUGAAGUCUGAAGACUACCAACAAAUUUUGCAGCAUAAUGUAGAAAGCUGGGUCACCCUCAGAUGUCAUGGGUCUUCCAGCAGGACAAUGACCCAAAACAGUUGGCCAAAGAAGAAUGGUCUAAAAUUCCAGCAGAGCAACGUAAGAAACUCAUUGAUGGAUUCCGGAAGUGGUUUUUCGCAGUUAUUUUGUCUAAAAGUUGUGCUACCAAGUAUUAGGCUGAGGGUGCCAAUACUUUCGCCCGGCCCAUUUUUUUGGAGUUUUGUGUAAAAUGAUAUAUAUUUUUUUUCCAUUCUCUUUUGUGUUUUUUCAUUGCAAGCCAAAUAAAUGAAUAUAUUACUACCAAAGCAUUUGUAAUAGCGUACUGCACGCAGGCUAUUUUUAGACCGUGACGUCGUAUCGUAAAGCGGAAGUAGCAAACCAUUAUAUUUCGGCCUUCUUUCUCCGGUAAUCUUUCAAAAACUGACAUGCCGAUUAAUCACUGCUACUAUGGAACUUGUAGAAACGACUCUAGACAUUACGACAUAUAAAGGAUGUUUUCUUCAUACUCUACCGGAACCAAAAAACGUGAAUAAUGGAGCUACUAUGCCGCGAACGUCUAAAAGACCAGUUUAACGCCAGUAAAGUGAAGCCGUUCACAUUUCAUAUGCAGUAAACAUUUUGUUUGGGCCAAGAAGUAAGCCAUUUUGAUAUUUUGAGUUAUUUUUUUCGCGUGGCGUUUUUCGUGCUGCUUCUGUCUGACAAUGAAUGACCUGAAAAAAAAUUUAAAGUGGUAUCUGACUGCCACCGUUGUUACCUUUUCUGUUGGAAAGAAACAACUUUAGUAAGGGGAAAGUGUAAAUAAAUUAAUAGAAUUAAGAUUUGUUAUGAAUGAAAAAAUGAAGUGUUUGUUGGCUGUCAACGAGUAGCGUUUGCAAUCGCUACACAAAACUGCAAAGUCCCCCAAAAGAAUGGUCAGAGACGUAAGACAAACAGGGGAUAUAAUAUAUAAGAAACAUGGGGCUUAUGGUAGUAAAGGAUGGAUUGUUGAAACAGGAGAAUAUCAUUUUCAGUGGCGUAAGAAAAAGGUGUCGAUAAAAAAGCGAAGCCGUUGACACUCAAGCCAUCUCUUUAACUGAACAUUUGUAUGUUCUUCCACAUUUUUACCAGUGAAUUUGACACUAGGGACAUCAUUUUCGGACAGAAUUGGUAGGUUUAGCUCUGUAAACAUCUCCGUCGUACACUAUUCCCAUUCAUUUCCUAUUGGGGACAAACAAGAGCUACCUUAGCUAACAGCAGAUCCACAGAAGCUUACGUCAUAAAUAUUAAUGAGCGGAAGUGACGUAUAGCGCGAUGUACCCCAUUGCAAUCAUUUUCUAGGAGAAAUUUAGCAAUAUCUGACAGAAUUGCUGGGGUGCCAAUACUUUUGGCCAGCACUGUAGGUCAAUCUGAGGGCAAGCAGCCCCCCAUUUUGUUUCAAAAUGACAAAAAACUGUGUCAAUUGUUUUUUUUGCUGUUUGCCUUUUUGCUGUUAAUUUCUUUUGUUUGUGCUGCUAUUGUUUUGUAGGUAUUCAGAUAUUAAAUAGAUGAUAGCAUACCUGUCAAGUUGUACGGUUUCGGCGUAAUUAGUACAAGUGAGCACUGAUUUUUAAAUGUGUACGCCGUACGUUCAAAAUCUGUACGUUUAUCGUGCAUUACGUUUUUUUUUCUCCGUUCGGAUUUUGUCAGCGUUUUGGCAACGAGACAACGUUACUAUGCGUUACAACGUUGGUUGAAUGACGCGAGAAAAGUCAGAGACACGGAGAGAGAAAAGUGUUUGUUGUGACGCUGUAGCAAACACGAUGCUAGGCUAGGUGGCUCCAAUAUUUCCUGACUGUAGCCGACAGCCUACAAUCUACGCCUAGAUUAUUACAUGCAUAUAGAACUACAUGCGAAAUGACAGACUCGGCGGUGUUAGUAAACAGCCGCCAUUUUAAAGCAGUAGACUUCUCAGAAAGGCUCUGUUGUAGUGAACCUUCCUAGCGAACCUAAGUAACUUUUGAUUUAAAAUACUCCUAAAUCGGCAAAAUCUUGACUUGAAUCUAUCUUUAAAUGAUGAAACAGUUUUAAAACUUUCACGUGUCGAAAGCAGACAGAAGGGAACUAAUGCAAAAAUGGAAGCAAUUUUAACAAACGGUUGAUUCACAACAUUAAAUGACUUCCAAACGUAGCAAAGGUUACUAUGUUUUUUGUUUUUUUGAAAAAAAAUGGAGAAAAAAACAUGAACGGUAACACCAAUUACUUUGCCAAGUAACUAAUUACUCUUACAUUCAGGUAACUGAGUUGCUAACUCAAUUACUUUUUGGGAGAAGUAAUUUGUAACUGUAAUUAAUUACUUUUUUAAAGUAAAGAUUAACAACACUGGUCAUUAAGAUGAAGUCUGCAGAAUGAAAAGUGACGAAAGCGGAGAUUUUAUCCUGCCAAUUUGUUGCCGAACACAAUUUGCCCGCAACUAUUGCUGAUCACUUCUCAGAAUUAGCUAAAGAAAUGUUCCCUAACUCAAAGAUUGCAUCGGUAAGUUAAUUUUAUCAUUUGACCUUUUUAAUUUAGAAUUGGACACACUAACGGACUACCUUCAAGUCAAACUGAAUUGCGAGCUGAAGUGCAGCCAUCAAAAGACAUGAUAGAAAUUGCCAAAAGUGCUACAUACAAUUAUAACAAAAGUCACUGUUAAAUUUUAGUAAUCAUGAUGUAGCUGAAGAUAUUGUUCUUUGAUUGCACCAGGUUAUAUGUUACAAUAUUACCAAUAAAUUCAUAUUAUUAUAAAAAUUGAGUUUUAUUGUUGUUUCAUAUUGCACGCUAUAUACAACGUUGUAAGAUUAGUCACCAGUUUGUAAGGGCAUACCUCACUAUUUGUAAGAUUGCCAUCGGCCUCGGGUUGACAGGUAUGUAAUACAAAUAAUAGAAACGAAUGGCACCAUUUCGUUUCUAUUUUACAAUAAAUCGGGGGGCUGCAGGACGUCAUCACUCGAAAUUACUAUCUCACCAUCUGAAAAACAAUAGCAGCACAAACGAAAUUUUUUAAAAUCGCAAACGAAGCAUUAACAAAUGACACCAAUUUUAGCCGUUUUGAAUCAAAAUGGGGGGCUGGUUGACCUCAGAUUGACCUAUAAAAGAAUUGUAAAUAUCUUAAUAAAGGUAGCAGCACAAAUGAAACUUUUUACAGCACAAACGUUUGACAUCAUUUUUAUAUAAAUUUGCAUCGGAUGGGGGUCAACUUCACAGAGGUAGAGCAGAAUUAUGCAUAAUUUUAGAAACAAACAAAAAAAAAUAUGGAGAACAAAAAUUUCUAUUCUAAUGGAAGAUUUUAUAAACAAGGACAUGUCAUCUGUGAGCCAGUAGUGUUAGCGAAAUAGCGUCAGCCUGUGUGUUGCUUCUCGCCGCGUUUUGAUGACGUCAUCACUAGAGGACUAAGGUUCUUCACACUAUUUGGUGGUGAACUGAUGAUGCAUUUUUAGCCAUAGACGGAUUUGACUUUUGGGGCUGGGGGGGCACAACAUGUUGAUGACUCUGAAACGCAGUGUCAGCAAUAAAAUUAACUUACAAGAAUAUUUAUAAUGAUAAGUUUACAAUCAGCGUCUUUUGUUUCCCAUCAUUCUUAAGGGGAAUUCUAAAUCAGGCUGCUUAGGCAAUACUUUUCGCCAUGAUCGUCAUCCAUUGAAUAUAGUACGCCCGCAGGUGUCGUGCCAAUGUAGUUACCCCAGUCAAAAAUUGUAUCCCCUGGGCGGAGCCUUAUGGAGGUAAAUUUGUGUCUUUAUUAUUCAAUCAAAAAAAAGUCGCUUCAAUCCAAAAAAAGUGUGUUUGAAUACAAAAAUGAAUUUGAAACUCAAAAAAAUUCAUAUGAAAGCUAUUUUUCUUUGAUUUGAAGUUUUUUUUUUUUUAAAAUUCAUUUAUUCAAGAUUUUUUUUUUGAUUGAAGUAAUGUUGAUUUGUGUUUGGGCCACAUUUUGGCUAAGACAUUUUUGUCUUUAUUAUUCAAUCAAAAAAUAAGUUGCUUCAAAAAAAUAUACAUUUUCAAAAAGAAAAAUCACUUCAAUCAAAAAAAAAAAAAAAAAAUUUCAAUCAUGGAAAAAGUUUUUGAAUGCGAAAAAAUAUUUGAGAUUGAAAAAUUUGCAUUCGAACACUUAAUUUUUCAUCGAAAAAGUUUUUUUGUGUGUUUGGGCCAUAUUAUGGGUAGGACAUUUGUCUCUCAAUCAUUUAAUCCCCCC
Corythoichthys intestinalis (scribbled pipefish) is the source of this 7622-nucleotide messenger RNA. RefSeq names its product sodium- and chloride-dependent GABA transporter 2-like. Gene Ontology annotation, cellular component: plasma membrane. Gene Ontology annotation, biological process: sodium ion transmembrane transport. Gene Ontology annotation, molecular function: gamma-aminobutyric acid:sodium:chloride symporter activity. The record is from RefSeq and is a predicted model, not a curated record. NCBI's taxonomy places the organism in Eukaryota, Metazoa, Chordata, Actinopteri, Syngnathiformes, Syngnathidae. The transcript has 14 exons. Bases 127 to 1953 code for a protein of 608 amino acids.